AUGGAUGAUUUUAACUAUGGAUUCCCUCCGCCGCCUUCAUUCUACACCAACUACUCCCUCAAGUGUACAGACCCUGACGAUUCAUUGGAAUCUAAGUUAAAUUCAAUCAAGGAUGAGAUUAAGGAGGCUGAGGGUUUGGUUUUUGACUAUAAAAAGCUUAAAUGCUUCCAGGGUCCUUUACCGCCAUUCCCACCCAACGAAUCCUGGUAUUCGUUCGGAAAUUCAGAAAAGUUUCAUGAAGAAGAACACACAUUGGAUUCUGAAACCCUUAUACGUCCUGAACCAGGAGUUGUUGACCUCCGUGAACACUUCAGGGUUCUCUACGGUGAUUUUACUAACUCACUUUUUACAUACCUUGAUCUUGUAAAGAAUGUAAGAUUACUAAUAGAUAUUAGAAAUUAUCUUAAAAUUUCGUAA
Molecule: messenger RNA, 417 nt
Organism: Theileria annulata
Lineage: Eukaryota; Apicomplexa; Aconoidasida; Piroplasmida; Theileriidae
Exons: 2
Coding region: 1-417 (138 amino acids)
Biological process (GO): regulation of transcription by RNA polymerase II
Cellular component (GO): mediator complex
Molecular function (GO): transcription coregulator activity
Source: RefSeq, a predicted model, not a curated record